AUGAGUUCUUCUACUGGAGACAUUACAACCAUAAAAGGAAAAAGUUUUCUUUCUGCUAGUGGCUCAACAGAGUUAGGCAACAUUCAAAUCAAAUAUGUUGGUGUUAUGACUGCAUGUACCUACGUGUUAGUUUGUUUUUUUCGUUUAGUGACAGGAAUCUUACAGUCUCUAGUCGAUAAUAGCAGCAGCAGUACAGAUGAUUCCAUAAUUAGUGAUCGGUUUAUACCAGAUACUUUGUUUGCUUUCAUUUAUGCAUUUAUUGGAAUAGUUCCGAUAAUGACUAUUCGAAAAUUAUAUAUACAAAAUUCAGAUAAAUUUUUAUGGAGUAAUUUUUUUGGUUAUUUGCUUUCUAUGUGGAGCAUAGAACAUGGUUUUUAUACUUACAUUAUGAAAGAUUAUGAAAAAAUAAACUCAUUAUACUUAAUUCCUGGUACUGAACAAUUUAUUUGUCCAAGUCAUCGUAAAGAUAGUUGUGAUAAUCUUAGACCUACAAUUAAUGAGUAUAAAGCAAUAUCAAUUACUUUUAAUUUAGCAUUAAGUGUAUGGUAUGUAAUUGAUCAUAUAUUUAAUAAGAAAUACAUGUUAUCAUUUCAUAUUGGUGAGCCAAGAUAUUUAUUAGAUUUACAUAAUGAAAUUUGGAAAUUAUUUUCUCGCAAGUAUGAUGAAUUAUUUUGCAAGAUUAUUUAUACUAGCAUACAGUUUAGUGUGAUAUUCUGGAUAUUGAAAUUAUUAUUUUGGGAAUCAUUUUUCAGUUAUGUUGUACUUUAUCCUUGGUUAAGAGCCCCAUGGUUUGACAUUAUACUCUUUAAUCGAACAGUCUAUUGUUCAAUUUUCAUCAUGUCUUUUUGGUCGUUAACUCAUUUUUUAUUUGAUCAUUUCUUUACAAGGAUAAUCCUUGUAACUGGAAAAUUUGUAGAUCCCAAUGCAAUGCUUGUUGAUGGAUUACAUGCUUUUAUGGAAUUAUGGCAUAUUUCAAAAUAUGAUCAUGAAAGACGUAAUUUAAUAUAUUCAGACUUUAAUCGCAAACAACCAUAUGAAUGCCCAUUACACAAUAAUCCAAUUUCUACUUGGACAGAAAUUUCAUAUUCUUGCAUGGAUUUAAUAAUGAAAUUGACAAAUGAUGCAGAGAAAGAGCUAGAGGUUGUUCAUGGAAAUCUGGAAGUUAAUCCAACGCUUGAUACGUUAAAGAAAGAUCCAAUAUAUACAGAAUUGUAUUAUUUGGAAAGAUAUCACUUGAUUUUUGGUGAUAAACAUAAAAUUAUCAGAAAAUUAUAUGCUUUAUUCAUUGUUCCAAUUUUCAAGGAAUCGAUUGAAUAUAGAACAGCUAUUGUUUGUAAAGAUUUUUAUACCGUUAUCUUUGCGAUACAAUCGCUUACAACAUUAACCACCAAAUCAAUAAAAGAAGAUAAAUACGGGGUUGUCCAGAACCAUAUUUCACCAAUAUUUGAAUCGUUGUUGUUAUGUUUGAUAUUACUUGAAAAUUAUGUUAAGGAACCACCACUUAAUUAUUGGGAUAUUGGAGAUCCUUAUUCAACCACAUCAUCUAAAGUCUUGGCUGAACCCGAUUCGUUGAUCAGCUUAUAUAUGACGUUUAGAGAAUCUAUGGAUUAUGUAAAAUUGACAGACAUAACUAACGGUAGAUUAAAUAAAUUGUAUAGCAGUAAAUGA
Messenger RNA from Entrophospora sp. SA101, 1668 nucleotides. The record is from the annotation of a GenBank genome assembly. Lineage: Eukaryota; Fungi; Glomeromycota; Glomeromycetes; Entrophosporales; Entrophosporaceae.